This is a messenger RNA of Exaiptasia diaphana, 4067 nucleotides long. RefSeq lists its product as uncharacterized. The coding region runs from base 100 to 2388 and encodes 762 amino acids. NCBI's taxonomy places the organism in Eukaryota, Metazoa, Cnidaria, Anthozoa, Actiniaria, Aiptasiidae. The transcript has 3 exons. Gene Ontology annotation, molecular function: protein binding; ATP hydrolysis activity. Gene Ontology annotation, biological process: regulation of apoptotic process. The record is from RefSeq and is a predicted model, not a curated record.
GACUUUCCGGGAAUCGUCCUCUCGGAAACAAUUUAUAGAGAUGGGUGUCGGUGAGAGUUUUAUUUGUGCAAAUUUUGAUUUGUAAGAUCAACUUGGCCGAUGGAAGAACAGCAUAAAGAUAUCUUAAGGAGACACCGUGUACUUUUACGAAGAGAGAUAAGCGCGGAAAAGUUGGCAAUAGAGCUCUUUUCUGCAAACAUUUUCGACGAAGAAGACCUACAUGAGGUAAACGGAGAGAGAACACCCGAGCGACGAGCAGAUACGUUGCUGAGUAAGAUUACUCGUAGAGGCCCUGGUGCAUUUUCUUGCUUUUGUCAGUCGCUAAAGAAUCAUAGGCAAGAUUUAGCUGACAAAAUUCUAACUCCAUUCUCGGAAAUGAGUUUACAAGAAGGGGAACACUUUGCUGCAGCCGCCUUGCCAUGUUACCCCAAUAAUUUUACAGGGCGCAUCGAGCUACGCAAGGAGGUCAUAUCAAGAGUGAAUGAAAACUACAAACUCUUACUUCUUGUUGGACUUCCUGGUUAUGGCAAAUCAUCUCUUGCUGUUGUUGUUGGCCAUACUUUGAAUGAAAAUGGCUUUCAAGUMUUGUACUUUGAACUYAAGGACAUMACAACAAUGUAUGGAGCSUCAGUWUUGAUGUUAGAGAUCCUACAAAGAGUACCUUCCAAUGAUCCUGUCCGUCAGAUUCUYAGYUUCCUUAGAUUUCAGCUUCAAAAGAAAACUCUYUUGAUCCUGGACAACACUGAAGACCUGCAAGAGAAAGAAAGUAAUSAGUUUUUCCAGUUUUUAAAGGARUUAGGCAAGUUUUCCAAAAAUGUUUGCACAAUUGUCACUACAACAGAGGCAAUUGGCGGACUUAAGCUUCUUCCUUUCCAAGCAAAGUCAUUUCCCCUGSAACCUCUACUUGACAGGGAGUGUGUGGAGCUGUGGARGAAGCUGAAUCCUGAAAGCCCAAGCACUGAGCAUACCUUUAACAUUGARCAGUUAUGCAAAGCAUGCCAGGGAAUCCCAUUGUUUAUUGAAGUGGCAGCAUCACAAGCAGAACACAUGGAAGACAUUGUGCCCUUGAUAAAGGAACUUCAYUCCAGUCCAGAGGUUCUUCUUCAAAAGGAAGAAAAUAUGGMAGCCAAAAUGAAAGUCUUUCUGUCCCGUGUUCCUCAUGAUCUGAAAAUGACCUUAGCAAAGCUGGUAGUCUUUCCUGGUGGCUUUUCAUACAAUGAAGUCAAGUUUCUCUUUGAUGUGACUCAUGAUUUCCCACUCCGUGACAGAUUGGUGAAGCUAAGUAAUUACUCCUUGGUGAAGUUUGACAAAGAAACAGCAAUGUACAAGCUACAUAAUGUAGUCCAAUCUGCCAUAACAAAAGCAAAGCUAGAUGAUGCUAUGUAUCAGGAGUACAAUCUAGCUGUUCGCCAAUUUGUAGAGUAUUACAUGGGUAUUUUACAGGAGCUAAAUGCCCAGUUCCUCAGCCAUGACAACAUGAAAGCCCUCCAGUCUUUCUUGGAACAAAAGCGAAACCUUCUUCACGCCUUCACCCUUGCCAUUGACUAUAAACUUGUGCUGGCAGUAGAUGUGUCUACAGAAGUAGUCAACCAUUUGGCCAAAUGUCUUAACAUAAAGGAGUUUAUUAAUGUCUAUGAGGGAAUGGCUGAACUGGUUAAAGAUGACGACAAGCGCUACAGCGACUGCUUGACAUCAUUGGGCUUCAUGCAUCUUUGCUACCAUGGCAGAGAAAAUACUACCACAGCAGAAGAAUAUCUUGAGUCAGCUUGUGAACUCCAACGACAAUGCCAAAAUGUUCACACAACAGAGGGAGCCCAUGCUAUGAGCAAGCUUGGCUUAUGCAAAGCCAUGUCAGGACAAAUUGAACUUGGAGUGCAACUGAUUGUUAAGGCAAUUAUUAUAAGAAAAGAAUUGCUUUCCAGAGAAGGAGGAACCAUAAGAAAGAUGCUGUUAGCUGGUGGAUACUGUGACCUUGCAAUGGCCAUUUCUCCCUAUAACAUUAAAGCCGCAGUAACAAUCUGGGAGCAAACAUGCUUAAAAGAUUACCAAGAAACCCUGAACACCCACGCAUUCACAGCAACACUGUUCCAGUACAUUGGAGAUGGCUACCACAAGCAAGGCAAAUUUGCACAGGCAGAAGUGUGGAAGCGCAAAUCCCUUGAUAUGCGCAAGAGUCUUCUUGGUGAAUACCAUCAAGACACUGCACGUUCAUAUUCCUCCCUGGCACUCACUUUAGAAGCACUUGGACAGCCAGCACAGGCACUGGACAUGUGGUCGACGACCAGGCAUAUCCAGGCAAAAGUGUUAGCCUCACCUGAAGACAUACAGUGUACAAACAACGAGAUURAACGGUUAAAUGACUUGAUAAAUCAUGGGGUAGGUAGGUAGAAGUUCUAUACCAAUUUCCAGACUGGGUAUUUUACAGACAGUGUUAUAUGUCAAAUGCCAUUCAUCUAAAGAGAGCUUUGAAAGCAAACGAAUCAGAGUGAGAAAUUCACUUGGUUCUAUUCUCUUUCCUAGCUUGUUGGCUGUGAACUUAGUUGUUUUGCCAAAUUGAAAAAAGAAAAUGUUUAGCAAGUGUAAAUAUUUUGUAUCAUAGCAUAGUGAACAGCCACAAAUGUUCUAAAAGCUGUGAUGCAAAUGAUGUGUAUACUUAGUACAAGUAUUGGCAAAAAGCUAGGAUUUGUGUACAAUUAGUGUAAAAAAAGAUUAUAAUAUAUACGUGUACUCUCACCUAAUUGAAAAAUACUUAGUCAGGCUCAAAAUGCUUACACCAGUGGCAAAGCUAAGAUGGAUCAAUAUUAAUCAUACAUUAUUCUAACUUACCAAUAGUUAGACAGGUUAUACCAGGAGGUUUUGUGGGAUCAUGGACAGCAAAUGGUGCAUCAUUUUUGUGUAGAAUAGUGUCAGUUAUACUUGGUAUCUUUGCACUGUCUUUGGUAGGAUUAGGCUUCCUGGACGACACAUCAGUCAUGUUAAUGAAACUAUAAACAGGUUUAUAGUGUAGUACCAUCUUGAUAUCUGUGAGAUCUCAAAACAACCAAUCCACUAUGGUAUUAACUAUACAUGUAUAUAAUAUGCAUUUUUGUAGAGAUAGAGUAGGAUAAUAUUCUUCAUAACGAUACGUCAAAGUGACUUACAAAUGAUUAUUUUUGUUGUGUAAUUAUUACUUUUUUAGUAGGAUGUUCGUCUAGUACUUUAAACAGGGUCUGUGCAUAGUAUCAAAAACAAAAUUUAAGGACUUUUCAAAGACCAAAAUUGUAUUUUCAAGGAACAUCAUAAUGAUCAUGCUAAUUUUACAUUCUUACCUCAAAACUUCAGCUAAACAGAAUAAUUCAGAGAUUGCUAGCACUUCCUGAUAGAGAUCCAUCUUUUUUAAGGAGUUUUCAAGAACUUUUUUGAAAUUUUCAAAUUUUCAAGGAGUUUCAAGUGCCCUUGAAAACUUUUCAAGGAUUUAAGGACCUGCACAGACCCUGUUUAAAUUUAUAAAACUUGCUUAUGAGAUAAGUAAUUUUAAUUUCAAAAUGUGCGUUUUACCAACGAAAGUCAUUCACUAACAGUUUGAAAUACAUCAUUACAAAGGGACAAAUGCUUAUAUCAAUACAAUUGAAAGUAAAUGUGCUGCCAUCUGUACACCUGACCUUCAUCAGAAUGAAAUAAUUCCUAGAUUAAAAUGAUAAAGCUCAGUUCUACAUGAAACAUGAAAGACUAGGGACAUAAACAGAGGUAUUUUAAAAGUAACAUUCCAUUAUUCUUUUGAAGAGAGAUUUUAAGCACCACGCAUUUUACUCCCAUCAGAAGACAUUAUAUACAAAGUCAAAUACAGUUAGCAUGAAAGAAAUGCUAUUUUAAGUAUCGACAAUGAGAUUGUGUUAGUCAAAGUAUUUAUUAACAGAAUUACACAUAGGCUAGAUUGAUAUCCAUUUGUUAAUAUUAUAUGUAUUACAGCCUUUUGCAAUAAUUAUGAGAAUUGUUGAAAUAUCUAAAUAUCAUAAUAUCGAGUGCAUGAUGGGUAAUCCYRCGCGAUGCCCUUAGUCCCUUGUCUUUAUAGUUUAGUUUUUUUUUGG